Messenger RNA from Mesorhabditis spiculigera, 1689 nucleotides. Lineage: Eukaryota; Metazoa; Nematoda; Chromadorea; Rhabditida; Rhabditidae. The record is from the annotation of a GenBank genome assembly.
AUGUUCAUCAAACGCGUCGAAAUUGAUGGAUUUAAAUCUUACGCUCGACGGGUCGACAUUGUGGACUGGGACCCUUACUUCAAUGCGAUCACGGGUCUCAACGGCACCGGCAAAUCCAACAUCCUCGAUUCGAUCUGUUUCGUGUUGGGAAUCCAGAAUUUAGGCUCGAUUCGAGCCGCUCAGAUGAUUGAUCUGGUGUACAAGCAGGGCCAAGCCGGAAUCAACAAAGCCAGCGUCGCGAUCACGUUUGAUAACUCUGACAAGGCUCACAGUCCGGUCGGCUACCAGAAUUGCGACGAAAUCGUGGUCCGACGGCAGAUCAUUGCCAGCAACAACCGCAAUACGUUUACGAUCAACGGAACGGCAAUGCCGCAGACAAAGGUAGCUGAUUUCUUCCGUGCCAUUGGCCUCAACGUCAACAACCCGCAUUUUUUGAUCAUGCAGGGCCGAGUGACGCUGGUCAUGAAAAUGAAGCCACCGGAGAUCUUGGGAAUGUUGGAAGAGGCAGCCGGCACCAAACUCUAUGAUCAGAAGCGAGAUGCGUGUCUCCUUACCAUGCGGAAAAAGGAGGGCCGAAUCGGAGAGAUUGAGCAGUUAUUGAAUGACGACAUCCUCCCAACCGUCCAAAAAUUGAAGGAUGAUCGCACAAAUUAUCUAAGCUGGCAAAAGAUCGGGCGGGAGAUCGAACUGGCUGAACGGCGGCUUCAAGGAUUUAUCUUUUACCAAAGCAAGAUCGAUGAACAAAAAUACAAGAACAAGGGUGAAGCUGUCCUGAAAAGCAUUGAGGCUUCGGAUGAAAAGACGGCUGAGUUGGUGCGCCGAGAGGCUGAGUUGGAGCGGCAAAGGCAAGAACUAGAAGAGGAAAAAUUGCAGUCUGAAAAAAAUGGCACCGGGGAAUUGGAAGGCGAGCAUAAAGCGGCCAGCGAUGCUGUGGCCAAAGUGGAAAGUGAUAUCGAUGCCCUGAAGGCUCGGCUGAACCAGACUAAGAAGAACAUGGACCGCGAGGAGAAAUCGAUGAAAACGGAUGUGAAAGAGCUCGACGUCCUCAAGCAGCAGUUGGCCGAGAUGGAGAAGGACAAGGGCGACGAGGAGAAGCAGGACAACGAGGCCAAGGAGCGCUUCGACAAGGCGCGAAACCGUCUCGCGGCCAUCAAAGAGGGAAAGACCACCGAUGAAGCCGGAAAUGCGAUCACUGUUGAGGCGCAGAUCAACGGCUGGGCCUCGGAGCUGAAGGAGUUGCAGCAUAAGUUAUCUAAUGAUGAUGUUCGACGCGGACAGCUCACCAAUGGCCUGGAAGAAAAACGUCGACGACUCCAAAAAAUGGGCAGGCAGUCGACGGAUUAUCAGGGUGAAAUUCUGAGGCUCAACGAGGAAAAGCAGGAGUUGAAGGAGCAGAUGAAGGAGUUCGGCUACGAUCCUGACCUACUGGCCCAGAAGGAAGAGGAGCUUCACUCAACGCAGGUCGAUCUCCGCCGACACGAGGAGCGAGAGCCGACGGGAGCGCACGGUUCCAGCCUCGCUUUUCAAUACUACCGCCAGGGCCUGCCCGCGAAUUUCCCCCAUGAAAAGAUUCUUGGUCGCGUCGCAGAAAAUUUCGAGGUCGUCGAUGAUCGUUUUUACACUGCGUUGGACACCGGUGGUGGUGGUGCGGUGGGUUUUGGAGGCUUUUUCUUCUAUUCGAAGGAGAUU